CUUCAUUUCAGCGGCACGUUUGGUUUCUGGCUUCUUCGGGUCACUAACAGCUUAGACCAUUGGGAUGUGUGUGAGCAAAGCAAGUUAUGGGGAAUUGUUUCAAAAGAAUGAUAGUAUCAAUACCUGUAAAAGAUAGACCGUUCUCUUUGGGAAGCGAAAAAGCCAACAACCUCGAGUUCAAAGUUCAGACGAUGGAUGAGAAAUUUUCUUACAGUCCAUUUCUCUCCCCUCGUUCCAGGUCCAACAAGCAUGAAGUAUCUGAUGUCCCGCGGAACCGCCUGCCUUCGCUAGAAAGUUGCAUGAUUCCUAGUUCUCACUCAACUCAAGCCACCCGUCUUCCUACAACCAUCGAAAUGUGUCUUUCACAUAAUUCCAAAGGAGUAAACUCAAACGCAUUUAGAGUCAUAAAAGAACCUAGCCAGCCAUCUCAACCUCGACAUUUUGUAGCGCUUUUUGACUACAGUGCGAGAACUGAAGAGGAAACAUCCCUUUGUAGAAGGGAUGAGGUCUUAGUUCUAGCUGAUACAGAUACCGACUGGUGGCUCAUACAAAACUUAAGUUCCGGUAGAAAAGGUUAUGUACCAAGUUCAUUUAUUGCCCGCAAAGGAUCAGUCGAAGCUGAAGAAUGGUUCAUGCCUAAAUUAUCUCGUAAAGACUCGGAAAGGUUAUUAUUGCUUGAAGGUAAUUCACAAGGUGUAUUCUUAGUACGUGAGAGCGAGACUAGUCAAGGUUCCCUAACUUUAUCUGUACGCGAUGAAGAACGUGGACUAUCCGGUGUUAUGAAUACUGUGAAACAUUAUCGUAUAAAGCAUCCAGAUUAUCGUUACUAUUAUAUAACAACCAAGUGUAGUUUUUCUAGUCUUCAAGAAUUAGUCCAGUUCUAUUCAAUCGAUUCACAUGGAUUAUGUUGUAAACUAACAAGAGCAUGUCUACGUCCUCCACCAAUAACUUCUGAUUUAUCUGUUAAAACAAAAGACCAAUGGGAGAUACCUAAGUCGUCGAUAGUUUUAAUUGAAAAACUUGGUGCUGGACAAUUUGGGGAAGUUUGGAAAGGUACCUGGAAUGGGACUACAGAAGUUGCUGUGAAAACAUUAAAACAAGGCACAAUGACUAAAGAGGAAUUUCUUAAAGAGGCACGUAUUAUGCGUGCAGCUCAGCAUCCAAAGUUAGUUCGACUGUACGCUGUAUGCACUGAAGAUCCUAUAUAUAUUGUGACUGAAUUGAUGUGCAACGGCAGUCUAUUGCAAUACCUUCGUGAUGGUGCAGGGAAGAAUUUACAGCUCAAUUCCCUUGUUGAUAUGAUGGCUCAGAUUGCCAAUGGAAUGGCAUAUCUAGAGAAAGAGCAUUAUAUUCAUCGAGAUUUAGCUGCACGUAAUAUUCUAGUUGGAGAGAAUAAUUGUGUUAAAAUAGCUGAUUUUGGUUUAGCACGUAUGGUUGAAGAUCAUUAUUCUACAUAUAUGGCACAAAAGAGUACAAAAUUCCCUAUUAAAUGGACAGCACCAGAAGCUGCAUUAAUGGGUCGUUUUACAAUUAAAUCAGAUGUUUGGUCAUUUGGUAUAGUUAUAUACGAGUUGAUUACACUUGGUCAAGUUCCCUAUCCAUCAAUGAACAAUACUGAGACAUUACAUCAAGUCAGUACUGGAUAUCGUAUGCCACGUCCAACCAAUUGUCCACAACCAAUUUAUGAUAUGUUAUUACAGAUAUGGGAUAGUUCUCCUGAGAAACGUCCAACAUUUGCAUUUCUUUUCGAAUUUUUUGAAGAUUACUUUGUUACUUCUGAUACAAAUUAUAAACAUGCUGCUACUUCAUGUACAAUUGUAUCUGUUCCUAGUUCUGGCACUGAUGUUACACCUUCUUCUGUUCAUGGUAUGAAUCAUCAUCAUACUGAGACAAAGUUAGUUGAGUCAACUAGGACAACUCAACAAUCAAUAGGAACACUAAUAACGUCGAAUGUGAAUGGUAUUCACUCAGUUGCAUCAAAGUGUUGUAGUGGAUGUCUUGUUAAAGAGAAAUUGCAUUGAAAUCCUCCCACCCCCUCCCAUCAAUUUCUGCUUGGUUGUGCAGUUCACCCCCCAUAUAUAAUAUGUGAUCAAUGAAUUUAUUCACAUUACUAAUCUACCUGCAAAUCAGAUUAUUGAUUCCUAUUAUUCUCGAUAUUCGUGUUGUUGUUGUUGUUUUAGUCGUGAUGAUGAUGAUGAUUGAUUACGUGUGUGUUUUGUGUUUAAUGCAUUUCACGUUGGACAAAUAAUGAUCCCUUUUAGUUGCCAUGCACUUACACACACACGCACACACACAUACUGACUUGAUAAUUUAAUCACUUCAUGAUGUUUUUGGUUUUUACUGUGAUCUCUUCUGGAAAACAAAGCCUCUUUUUCUACGCCCCUUAUACAUUUUCCUAUUGCCUAUCAAAUUGGCGCACAUCCAAUCUUCGAUACAUUAAUGAUAAAUAUAAUAAUAAUGUGAAAUGUUUCUUAUACAUUACUCAGGGGUCUCUAAAAAAGAAACAAGCAUUUUGUUAUUUUGAAGAAUUUUUCCCUCUUUAUUAUUUUUGAUGUUUAUUUAAAAUUGUAGAAAUUAUGUGUGUCUUUUUCACCAUUUUCUUUCUACUUAAUUCCUAUUAUCGGUUCCCCCCCAACUGUCUUCUUUACCGCUUGUAAUAAUUCAUCUCUCAAGGUAUCUUUUGAAUGGGAAUCAUGUUGACCG
Messenger RNA from Heterobilharzia americana, 2703 nucleotides. The record is from the annotation of a GenBank genome assembly. Lineage: Eukaryota; Metazoa; Platyhelminthes; Trematoda; Strigeidida; Schistosomatidae.